Messenger RNA from Tachysurus fulvidraco (yellow catfish), 1212 nucleotides. It is a transcript of the gene mpdu1a, whose product is annotated as mannose-P-dolichol utilization defect 1a. Gene Ontology annotation, biological process: oligosaccharide biosynthetic process. Lineage: Eukaryota; Metazoa; Chordata; Actinopteri; Siluriformes; Bagridae. The transcript is spliced from 7 exons. Bases 106 to 852 code for a protein of 248 amino acids. The record is from RefSeq and is a predicted model, not a curated record.
CACACUCACACACACAGACACACCCACAAACAGACACACUCACACACACACACACACACACACACACACACACACACACACACACACACACACACACACAGAGCUAUGGCAGAAGAACAGAUUUCUCCUAUGAAGGAUUUUCUGAUCACUUAUAUAAUGCCUGUAAAGUGUUAUGAGCAUCUGUUCCUCCGCCUGAACCUGACACACGGGCCAUGUGUGAAGAUUGUGCUGAGUAAGAUUUUGAGUAUGUGGAUGCUGGGAGAACUCAUAGCACCAUUGAUUCAGAUCUGGGUGGUGGUGCGGUGUGGCAGUGCUGAGGGUCUCAGUUUGGUGUCUGUGGUUCUGCAGCUACUCGCCAUCUCAAGUCACACAGCAGCCUGCAUACUACGCAAAUUCCCCAUCGGGGCCUAUGGAGAGAGUGUGUUUCUGUUGGUUCAGUUUGUGUUACUGCUUUUCCUUAUUCAGUAUUACAAAGGGAAGUCCGGCACAGGCUGUGUUCUCCUCUUUGUGUAUUCUAGUUUGAUGUACUUGUUGACCUCAGCUCUGACCCCUGAGGUCAUUGUCAUGGCGAUGCAGGAGUGGAGUAUCUUGAUCUUCACCAGCAGUCAGUUGAUCCAGGCAGGCUGUAAUCUGAACAGUGGGUCCACGGGACAGCUUUCUGGGGCAAGUGCGUUUCUGGUGUUUUUGGCAUCUCUGGGACAUACUUUCCGAUCCACACAGGAGUCUCUUUCUCUCCUCUCUCAGGCCCAUGUCCUCUCCACCUGCUGCUCCCUGCUGCUCCUCAUGCAGAUUCUCAUUUACAGAAAAACCCCAACGAGCAGAGAGACACCAAGGAGGAAGAAGGAAGAGUAAAGAGAGUGAUAGAGGUGUGUGUUAGGGUUAGGGUAUUACAUUUCCAGCAUUUGGCAGACUCUCUCAUCCAGAGUGACACAUUAUCUCAUUUUUAUAUAAGUGAGCAAUUGAGGGUUAAGGGCCUUGCUCAGGGGCCCAACAGUGACAGCUUGGUGGACCUGGGAUUUGAACUCACAACCUUCUGAUUAGUAGCCCAACACCUUAACCUUGGCUACCACUUGCGUGCGUGUGUGUGUGAGAGGUUAUCUGUCUAUGCUUCAUUAAGACGUGUCAUAAACGUUGCUUAUUUUGUAUUUUGCAAAUUGUUCCUGCUGUAAAAUCUCCUGCUUUACAAUAAAAUUCCACACCACACAGGAAACA